CUUUUCCCCCAAAUCCGAUCCUUCCAUUUCCUUACUUCGGUGGGUACUGUUGAGCUUCAUUUGCUGAAAACCCUAGUCGUUUUCAUUGUCUCCGCAAUUUGAGUUGCUCCUCUGGAUUUGGUUUUUGUUUAGAUUCUUGAAUUCCGGUCGAUUAAGAUGGAUGAAGAGUACGAUGUGAUUGUGCUGGGGACAGGCCUCAAGGAGUGCAUUCUUAGCGGUGUUCUAUCUGUCGACGGCCUCAAGGUUCUGCACAUGGAUCGCAAUGACUAUUAUGGUGGUGAAUCGACUUCACUCAAUCUUAUUCAGCUGUGGAAGAGAUUCAGAGGGAGUGAUAAACCUCCGGCACAUUUGGGUUCCAGUAGAGAUUACAAUGUCGACAUGAUCCCUAAGUUUAUUAUGGCAAAUGGCACCCUUGUUCGAGUCCUCAUUCAUACAGAUGUUACCAAAUACUUAUAUUUUAAAGCUGUUGAUGGAAGCUUUGUCUUCAACAAAGGGAAGAUUCACAAAGUACCUGCAACUGACAUGGAGGCUCUAAAAUCACCUCUCAUGGGAAUCUUUGAAAAGAGACGUGCCCGCAAAUUUUUCAUUUAUGUCCAAGACUACAAUGAAAAUGAACCUAAAACACACGAAGGAAUGGAUUUGACUAGAGUUACUACAAGGGAACUCAUUGCGAAGUAUGGACUUGAUGAAAAUACUGUGGAUUUUAUCGGUCAUGCGUUGGCUCUCCACAGUGAUGAUCGUUACCUAGAUGAGCCAGCAUUGGAUACUGUGAAAAGGAUGAAGCUUUAUGCAGAGUCUUUGUUACGCUUUGCUGGAGGAUCACCAUACAUUUAUCCUUUGUAUGGCCUCGGAGAGCUUCCCCAGGCGUUUGCUCGUCUAAGUGCUGUUUACGGGGGAACUUACAUGUUGAAUAAGCCUGAGUGCAAGGUAGAGUUUAAUGAGGAAGGCAAGGUGUGUGGUGUCACAUCAGAAGGGGAAACAGCUAAGUGCAAAAAAGUUGUUUGCGAUCCUUCCUACCUUCCCAAUAAGGUUCGGAAGGUUGGUAAAGUCGCUCGUGCUAUUGCAAUUAUGAGCCACCCGAUUCCUAAUACCAAUGAUUCUCAUUCAGCACAAGUUAUUCUGCCUCAGAAGCAGUUGGGCCGCAAGUCAGACAUGUAUUUAUUUUGUUGCUCAUAUUCCCACAAUGUUGCUCCGAAAGGGAAAUAUAUUGCAUUCGUCUCAACUGACGCAGAAACUGAUAACCCUGAGACAGAACUGAAACCAGGUAUCGAUCUACUUGGACCUGUGGAUGAGAUUUUCUUCGAGACUUAUGACAGAUACGAACCGGUCAACGAGCCUUCUCUGGACAACUGCUUUAUAUCAACAAGCUACGACGCCACAACCCAUUUCGAGUCCACUGUUGUGGAUGUGCUGAAUAUGUACACACAAAUCACUGGAAAGGUUCUUGAUCUUAAUGUCGACUUGAGUGCUGCCAGCGCGGCUGAAGAGUAAGAAAGCUUUGUGAAACACAAGGUAUGUGCCCGGUGUUGUGUAUCUGCGCCCCGACUGUUGUUUCUGAGCAGAAACAACAAUGAAAAGAAGCAAACUUUGUGACAUUUGAAUCUUUCUUUCGUUUGUUCGGGCAGGCGAACUCGGCUUUUCGAGUUAAGUUGAGUUGAGUAUGGAGCUUGUUUGUGUGUUAGUUUGUUUAUGUUCUAAAUAUCUAUUUACUCCGCGUGCUGCAAACCCAAUUUAAUUUAAUUUAAGAAGUCUUUACAGAUAUGUUUUUGUGUUAAAAAGAAUUGUCUUGAGCUGAA
Molecule: messenger RNA, 1796 nt
Organism: Andrographis paniculata
Lineage: Eukaryota; Viridiplantae; Streptophyta; Magnoliopsida; Lamiales; Acanthaceae
Product: guanosine nucleotide diphosphate dissociation inhibitor 2
Exons: 13
Coding region: 157-1491 (444 amino acids)
Biological process (GO): vesicle-mediated transport; protein transport; small GTPase-mediated signal transduction
Cellular component (GO): cytoplasm
Molecular function (GO): Rab GDP-dissociation inhibitor activity
Source: RefSeq, a predicted model, not a curated record